AUGGCAGCUGUUGUUAUUUUUUUUCAAUACUUGUGGGAAGUAUUGAAACAUAAAUAUUUUAUCAUUGUGGCCGGUAUUCGAAUAAAUCGUUUGCUUCGUUCAACGUCAUAUCAAGUCUCGUACAAACGACUUCUUCUUCAUGAUUUAUCCAAAUUAGGACCAGCCGAAUUUUGGCCCUAUGCGGAACAUUUUUGUGGAAAGAAAGGCGUCAAUCAAAAGAACGAUAAUGCAUUUGAUGUCGCUUGGUUACAUCAUGUAGCUCAUAAUGAUCAUCAUUACGAACACUUUAUUUCAAAUUAUUCACAAAUAGCUAAACGAGUACGGAAUGAUUCAGAAUUAGCUCAAAAUUUCGUAAGAGAAAUGCCUGACGAUGCUCUUCUGGAAAUGGUUGUUGACAAUGUGGCUGCUACUCGAUCAUACGAAGGAUAUUGGCCUAGUGGAACAAAAAAAGACGGAUGGAUAUGGAUGACGAAGUACUUCGAUCAUUAUGUUCUUCAUCAAAGAACUCGUAUCAAAUUUGGCGCUCUCCUUUGUGCUCUCGGUUAUGCUCAAGUGUUACCAAAUGAAUUCGAUUGGACACAAAUUUACCGAUCAGAUAUUACCUCUGAUGAUAGAAUGAAGCUUGCGCAACUCGAGACACUGGCAAAAAAAAUGGUACUCAUGGACUUUCUCAAAAGAAACGAUAAAGAGGCGGAUUCAUGAUGAUGACAUUGAAGCGUUGAUUUUUAGUUAGAAGAAGACAUAUAGUAGGUGAAACACCCUUCAAAAUAGAUACUAUUCAACGCUAAGCAUUCGUAAUUGAAGAAAAAAAUGCAUGUUUUUCAUAUUCAGUAAAUGUAGAUCCAACACUAUUCAGUCUAGAAUAAAAAGCGUUCCAACUAGUUAUGAGAUGAAUUCUUGUUUCGUUCAAAAGCAUAAUUAUAAUGAACAAAAAGAUUGUUGUUUAGAUUGAGGUGAAGAGUGUCGACUAUGCAUUCUUCGUCAAAACAAAAAGAUGUAUAUAUAUACAGGGUGUCCCAAAAGUAACAAGACAAGGAAAAAAAGUUUGAAUAUCUCCAUUAGGGCUCGAUCAAAUGGGCUCAAUUUUUUAUCAAGGAUAGAGGCAUCUGCACACUCCAAAUCCAUACGAACAAGGUGAAUGAGAACCUUUGUUAAGUAUCACUAUUGACCUCAACAAUAAAAUUUUUACUUUUUCACAGACAGGAAAAUAAAAACAUAUACUUAACAAAGGUCCUCACUAAGCUUGUCUGUAUGGAUUUGAAGUAUAAGCAUGCCUCUAUUUUUGGUAAAAAAAUCAGCUCGGUUGCUCGAGCCGUAAUGGAAAUAUUUAAUUUUCUUUUCGAUA
This is a messenger RNA of Rotaria sp. Silwood1, 1345 nucleotides long. The record is from the annotation of a GenBank genome assembly. NCBI's taxonomy places the organism in Eukaryota, Metazoa, Rotifera, Eurotatoria, Philodinida, Philodinidae.